AUGGAGAAACUCAAGGACGCCAUAGGCCACAUCUCCUCCUCCCUCGACGACACCGCCCGGAAGAGCGAAGAAUACCAGCUCCUCCGCGCGCACCCCGACGGCGAGCCCUCCUCGCCCUCCUCGCCCACCCCAUCAACAUCAACAUCAAUAUCUCCGCCAAUACCCGCCCGCCACGCGCACGCAGACCGCCCGCCAAUAUCGUGCGCGUCCCCAGGGGCAUUCGCGAGGAGCGCAAGGGCGCGCUUCGCGAGCCUGUGGACGCCCACGUUCACGUUCUCGCUGCUCGCGGGGCAGGCCCUGAGCGUGUCGAUCACGGGCGCGUCUGUGCUCACGGCGCUGCUCGUGAAGCGGCAGUGGGUGCUGCCUGCGACGCAGGCGUUUUUUCCGUAUGUGGGGUUGAUGUUCGUGUUUACGCCGUAUACGAUGUAUAAAUACGGCCUGCGGGGAUGGUACAAGAUGGUCCUAAAGGACGGGUGGAAAUACUUCCUCCUCGCCUUAGGCGACGUCGAAGGCAACUUCCUCGCGAUCAAAGCAUACGACUACACCGACCUCCUCUCCGCGAUGCUCCUCGACGCAUGGGCGAUCCCCGUGUGCCUCUUCUCGUGCUAUCUCUUCAUGCACACGCGAUAUCACUGGACGCAGAUCAUCGGCGUCGUAGUGAGCAUCCUCGGCCUCUGCAUGCUCGUCGCGUCCGACUUCCUCGCGGGCAACGAACAAGAAGCGGGCGUCGUCGCGGACCGCGCCAAGGGCGACCUCCUCAUGCUCUGCGGCGCGACGCUCUUCGGAAUCGUGAACGCAACGACGGAGCUGUUCGUUCGGAAUACGCCCAUGUACGAGGUCGUCGGCCAGGUCGGCUUCUGGGGCACCAUCGUCUGCGGGAUACAAGCCUACGUCCUCGAGCACGAGCAGGCGAGCCGCACGCGAUGGAAGGACGGCACGGGCUGGCUUCUGCUGUUAUACGUUAUCGCCAUGGACAUCGUUUAUGCGCUCGCACCCGUUCUCUUCCGCACCGCGUCCUCGUCGUUCUUUAACAUUUCGCUUUUGACAAGCGACUUUUACGGGCUCCUGUUCGGUGCGCUUCACUACUCGCCGUACUGGCUCUACUUCCUCGCAUUCCCCGUCGUCAUAUCCGGUCUCGUGCUUUACUUCUGGCACGCCGAACCGGAAGACGAGGGCGAGACGCACGUCCGCGCGCCGAAGUACUUGGACUCCGAGGCUGGGCUUGCGGAGGAGGAGGGCUACGCGCAUGAGCCAUAG
Molecule: messenger RNA, 1257 nt
Organism: Coniophora puteana RWD-64-598 SS2
Lineage: Eukaryota; Fungi; Basidiomycota; Agaricomycetes; Boletales; Coniophoraceae
Product: DUF914-domain-containing protein
Exons: 11
Coding region: 1-1257 (418 amino acids)
Biological process (GO): transmembrane transport
Cellular component (GO): membrane
Molecular function (GO): transmembrane transporter activity
Source: RefSeq, a predicted model, not a curated record